UCAAAAGGCGGAGAGCCUCUGAAGGGACGAAACUGCUGGCGCACGGAAAAGUGGCGGGCGGUGUUUGCUGGAGUGAGCCGUCAUGUCAAACAAGGAAGUUAAAGCAGCUUUGAAAAGUGCCAGAGAUGCAAUAAGAAAUAAAGACUAUAAGGAAGCACUGAAGCACUGCAAGGCAGUAUUGAAGCAAGAAAAGAAUAACUACAAUGCCUGGGUAUUUAUUGGUUUGGCAGCUGCUGAGCUGGAACAGCCUGAUCAAGCCAAAGGUGCCUAUAAAAAGGCUACUGAACUUGAACCAGGACAGUUGCUUGCAUGGCAGGGCCUAGCUAAUUUGUAUGAAAAAACAAACCAUGUUGAUACCAGAGAGGAUUUGAUUAAUGUAUAUCAGAAAUUGCUGGAGCUCUAUGAAAGUACAGAUAGACAGAAAUGGUGUGAAGUAUGUAAAAAACUUGUGGAGCUGUAUCACCAAGAAAAAAAAUUCCUUCAGGUCGCUCGAUCUUGGCACAAGCUGAUAAAAAUAAGACAGGAAGAAGGUGUUGACAAUAAUGAACUUCACCAGCUGUGGCUGAGGUUGGUCCAGUUACUGGCAGAGUGUGCACAUUACCAAGACAAUGAAACACAGCAGUUGCUCCUUGGUGCAUUUGAACAGGCAAUAAAUUCUUCAGACUCAUAUCCACAUGAAGACCACCAGAAGCUUUACAGGGAGUUCAUCCAGUGUUUAUCAAAAUUUCCUCAUGAGUUUCCUAGACUGAAGAAGGCCUGUGAAGAUAUGGUUGUUUUAUAUCCUUCAGUGAGUUAUCCUUUGGAAGUUCUUUGCCUUCACUUCAUUCAAUCAGGCAGUUUCACCGAGGAGGCUCUUGACUAUUGUCACAAGCUUCUGGAUAUUGACUCUAGAAGUGGCCCAGCUCUCAUUGGUUUAGGGAUUCAGUCUCUUCAGGGAAAAAAAUAUGAAGAUGCUGACAAAAAUCUAACAGAAGGUUUGCAGCACACCAGUCAGUGUUCAAUAGGAUGGUGUUACUUAGGAGAAACACAGAUGAAAAUGCACAGAUUCAAAGAAGCUGUUCAUUCUUUCAAUCAAGCUCUUAAGACAUUGGGACAACUUAAUGAAACUGGUUCUAGUCAGCAAAAGAAGAACCUUGCUUAUCGCUUCAAGGCAGAGGCCCUGAUUAAAAUUUCAGGUGCUGACUCUGCAGAAGAAGCCUUAAAUUCCCUUGCUCAGAUUUUAGAUAUAAACAAUGAUCCCAAACUUAUAGCCCUUAAAGGACGGGCCUAUCUAAGUAAAGGACUUGCUAAUGAAGCUUUGAAGAUAGCAGAAGAGCUUACACUGGCACAUCCUCACUUGGCAGAAGCCCACUACCUUAAUGGAUUAAUUUAUUAUACACAAAAGAACUACCCCCAGGCAGAAACAAGUUUUCAGAGAGCUAUUGAAAAAGAAACCGAAGUAGCAGACUUUCAUUUCUCUCUGGGUCUCACUUACUGGUUCAUGAGCGAAGAUACAAGAAGAGAUAAAACCAAAGCUCUCACUCAGUUUCUGAAGGCAGCAAAACUGGACAAUUACCUGGGGAGUGCUUUCCGCUACUUAGGUCAAUACUACAGGGACAUAGCUGGUGAUAAAAACAGAGCCCUUGGCUGCUAUAAAAAGGCUUUUGAGAAAGACAGAAUGGAUGGAGAAGCUGGAGCAGCUGUAGUAGACUUAAGCACGGAGCUGGGAGACUUGGAAACUGCCCUUGCCGUCUUGACGGAGGUAACAGAAAGAGCAAGCGCAGGGAGAGCCAAAUGGGCCUGGCUCCGUCGUGGACUCUAUUACUUGAGAGCUGGUCAGCAUUCAGAAGCAGUGGCAGAUUUGCAGGCAGCUCUGCGAGCUGACCCAAAGGAUUCCAAUUGCUGGGAGUCUCUAGGAGAGGCAUAUCUGAGCAGAGGAGGCUACACAACAGCACUGAAGUCUUUCAGAAAAGCUCAAGAACUGAAUCCCGAGUCUAUAUAUAGUAUUUAUAAGGCUGCAGCAAUUGAGCAGAUUUUAGGAAGAUAUAAAAAUGCUAUAGCAGAAUACCAGCAUAUUCUGAAGAAAUCAAAAGAUUACGUCCCUGCUCUGAAAGGUCUGGGAGAAUGCUAUCUCAUGAUGGCCAAGAGUGCUUUUGGUGCUUAUCUGGAUGGCAAAGCUCUGGACUACUUAGAACAAUCUCUUCGUUUUUUAGCACAAGCGGCAAAGCAUCGUCCCGAAGUGUCUUGCCUUUGGAAACUGCUUGGAGAUGCCUGCAGUAGUGUGUGUGUAAUUUCCCCAUCCAAAGUGAAUGUGAAAGUUUUGGGAUUCCUUAUUGGUCAAAGUGUGGAUGAAUAUGUGCUAAAGAAAAGUGAUCUACUCAGUCUGGGAGGAAGGUGUUACGGCAGAGGAUUGAAAUUGAUGUCCUCACCAAACAUGUGGUGUGAUCUUGGGAUAAAUUACUACCAUCAAGCACAGCACCUUCUAGCAACAGGCAACAACAAGAACGAGAUCAGUGACCUGUUAGAAAAAUCUGUACAGUGUCUUAAAAAAGCUGUGAGACUAGAAAGUAAGAACCAUCUUUACUGGAAUGCCCUGGGUGUGGUGGCCUCUUGCAAAGGUGUUGGAAACUAUGCCCUUGCACAACAUGCUUUCAUUAAAUCUAUUCAAGCUGAACAAAUUAAUGUCGUUGCCUGGACCAAUUUGGGAGUCGUGUAUUUAACAAGUGGCAACAUAGAGCAAGCGCAUGAGGCCUUCAAAGUAGCACAGUCCCUCGAGCCCUCUUAUCUGACAUGUUGGAUUGGGCAGGCUCUCAUUGCAGAAAAGAUAGGCAGCUAUGAAACCAUGGACCUCUUCAGACACACCACUGAACUCAGCAUGCAUACUGAAGGGGCAAAAGGCUAUGCCCACUGGGUAUGCUCCACCCUACAAGAUAAAACCAACAGAAACACUGAAUUAUAUAGGUACAAUAUUCUUCAGAUGAAUGCAAUUGUUGCAGCACAAGUUGCUCUGACCAGAUACACAGAAAGAAUCCAGAAUGAUGCAUGUGCCUUCACAAUGCUUGGUUAUUUAAAUGAAUAUCUCCAACUGAAAAAACAGGCUGCAGAUGCAUAUCAAAGAGCAGUUAUGUUACUGAAGAAUUCUGAAGAUAAGGAUAAGUACAAUAUGGCAAUGAGAAAUUAUGGUAGAUCACAGUGUGCUCUAGGCCACUAUGAUGAUGCCAUUCAGGCCUAUUUGUCAACUGUUCUCACAGAGUUUGAUGAUAUUGUAGGAAUUGCUCAAGCGUACUUCAAAAAAGGCCUCUUCCCAGAAAGUCGAAAAGCUUAUGAAAGAGCGCUCUCUCUUGCUGACUGUGAGCAAGAUAAAGCAUAUAUCAUGACAGCUCUUGCAAUAAUGGAAUACAAGCAGAAUCAGGUGGAUGCUGCAAAGAGCCUCUUGUUUAAGUGUUCUUUAUUACAGGAACCGAAUAUGGAAAGUCUGCAAGCUCUGUGCACUUUAGGGCUGAUAAAGCAGGAUGCUACACUUGCAACAGCAGCACUUAAAGAAUUACUAAAGCACAGAGAAAGGAAAAAUAAUGUUUAUGAGAAGUGCUUUCUUACAUCUGCUGUGUUUGCACUACAAGGAAGAAAUGUAGCAGUCCAGAGACAAAUCUCCAAAGCUGUUCACAGCAACCCAGAUGAUCCUGGCUUGUGGUCCCUUCUGUCUCAACUGGUACCUCGGUAUACACCAAAAAAUGCAAAGGGUGGGGCUGUGGCAGGAACUAUUGCUCACAUACUUGGUUUAAACCAUGGGAAGAAAGCCUUGUUGAAUACAGCAGUUAAUCAAUUGGCGUUAGGCUAUCACACAGCUGAAGAUGUAAAGAAUAACGCACUGAAGAAUAUCCAGAAGGCAGCACAUCUUUCUCCUGAUGAUCCUGCUGCUUGGGCAGUGCUUCUGGCUGCCUGUCAUGCCGAAAAUACAAUAGUAUGUCUGCAUAAUACACAUCCCAAGAGGACAAAUCUGGAAAAGAUGUUUGUAGCCACCAUUUCAGCAAAAAUUAAAGAAAAGAGUUUUCCGGCUUCCCAUGCACAGUCUCUUGAAGAAUGGUCUCUUUUCCAGGCUAUUACGGGCUUAAAUGAUUCCGGGAGAACCUCGGAAGCAGAGGCUCUGUGCACAAAGGGGUUAAAAUGUUUCCCUGAGCAACCAGCGUUGUACUUGCUUUUAAGGCAAAUUCAGAGUAAACCGCUUCUGCAAUCUCACAAAGAGCUUCCUGAUGCCAUCUUGGAAGAGCUUCGAAAGGCCGUAAUGUCCAACUCUACUUCAGUUACAGCUUGGCAUUGGUUGGCACAAGUGUAUCAGUCUCAAAGAAUGAUGGUGGCUGCAGAGAUGUGUUACCGAAAAAGUCUGCAACUGGCAUCCCAGCAAAGCAGCUGGAGUGGAAAGCUCUCUAGUCUGCUAAGACUUGCUAAACUUGCUCUGGAAGUCUGCAUGGCUAAUGUUUCAAAUGAUCAUUGGCCAUCUUUGAUUCAAGAAGCCACAACGGAAGCCUUGAAACUUUCCUUGUGUCCAGUGGCUGUUCUUUUUCAAGCGCUACUACAGUACAGUUGCAAAAAGGGGUCAAGGGAAACUCGUCGCAUGCUAGAAAGGGUGGUCUAUCAACUGAGGUAUCCAGAAACUGUAGUGUCAGUUGCUCGAUGGUAUCUCCUGAGACAUUUAUACGCCAAAGAUGAUUAUGAAUUAAUCGAUGCUCUUAUAGGGAAUGCCAAAGCUAAUGGAGAUGUUCGAACUUUGGAACUAGACAAGAAACUGUCAGUAGCAGCAUCCUCUUAAUAUGAACUGAAUUGAGAACACGAACAGACAAGAUAUUCAUGACAACCCCCCAUCAAAGUAGCCUGUAUAAAAUCAAAGUUUUUCCUGGACUUUCUGACAUAUUUUAAAAGGAAGCUGCUGAUAAACUGCCCAGAAGUAAUUAAGUUGAUUUUCUUUUUAAUGUUAAGGAAAUUUGUAGAUUUUUACAGGAGUAUGCUUGCUCGGCAUCAGCUACAGUACAAAGUAGGGUACAUUUCUGUCUUUGAAACAUGGCCUUGGUGCUCUGUGCAUUAAGCAAAAUCAUUCAAACAUCCAGUGCCUAAAGCAGUGGAAGCUUUUGACAUGUGUACAUUUUCUUGCUAGGCUAAUCCUUCAGCAGCUUCCCAUACAAACAAAGUUGUAUUACAAUUUUGAGCUGUUGGAAAUGGAGGUAUACUGGCCUCCCUCUGGUAAUGUAAAUGUGCCGUAGUAAUCAUUUUUUAUUCUUCUCCCGCUUCUGCAAUUAUUAUUGCAAGAUUGCAAUAAUAUUUCAAAUUCCUUGAUCUCCAUAUUCACAGGAAAUUAAAAAUAAUGACUUUUCUUUGUCUCCUUUGAUCUUGUUCCAUGAAUAUCUCUCAAAAUUAUCAAUUACUGGAAAGUGAUGUGAGUGCUCACAUUAAAACAAGCGCUGGUUGGUUUGGAUUUCUGGUGCUCAAAUGCUGCUCUAAUUGCCAAACAUCAAGUUUCAGUUUGUUCUUGCAUCCUUAAUAUGCAUAAUGCAUUGUUUCUUUAGCAGUAAUUACUGGUGUAAAGUAAAUGUGGUUUUCUCAGGAAGUCUUUUUCAAUGGCUUUCCCCCAUUGGUCUUCUGGAGAAUUUAAUCAUUUAAACUCCAAGGCAGCAGAAUCUAAUUGUUCUGAGUCUUUAACGAACGUAAGGUUUUAUGAUUAACAUCAGCAUUUUUGCUUGUCAUUUUACUGAUACCUUAUUUUAUUGAUAUCAUAUUCAGGAAUGUAGCAAGGGGGCGGGAAGGGGCUUGAGCCCUGGACACUCAUUGGGCGAGGGUGAUGGCAGAGCCCCCUACCUUGAAUUUCUCACUGAGGAAGGGCUACUGAGGCCAUGCUGGGGUACCUAUAUACAAUCAGGGUAGGGGUACCAGAUCCUGGGCAGGGGAAUCCUCAGGGAUUCCAGGGGUGGGGGCCAAGCUUAGCAACCCUCACUGAGGAAGGGCUGCAGAGGCUGUGCUGGGAUGGCAAAGUUUGGAUGGGGAAAUCAUGAGGGUGAGGGUUCCCGCACAUGGUAUCCAGCAUGUUUGUUCCCCCCUCAGUGAGGAAGGAUGAGGAGGCCUCACUGGGGUGGCAGAAUCUGGACGGGGAGGUUUCCUCAGCUCAGAGAACCUGCCAAACUCUGUUUGUCUGCCUGACAUCUUUUCUGUCCCUUCCUUCCUUCCUUCCUUCCUUCCUUCCUUCCUUCCUUCCUUCCUUCCUUCCUUCCUUUUCCGCCUUCUUCCUUUCCUUCUAAUUAACACAAGAGUGAAGACUUUGCUGGGGCAGUGGAGUCCAGCCACGGGGGGUGGGUGGGGGGGAUGCAGUUUCAGUGUUUGCCCUGGGCACCAUUUGGUAACUAUACCUGUGAACAUAUUUGCUGAAUUAGAUGGCAUAAACUGAAAAGUGAUCAGUACCUUAGGAGAAACUGAACUUGACUUCAGAAAUUAUCUACAAGAUUUUUUAAUGUCAAUGUAAAUCCUUGAUGUAUUAAAAUGGUGCAUUGUGUGUUGUGCUGGCAUCUUGGCAAUCCUGCAUCCUGGAAAAAUGAACUAAAAGCCAUUGAUGUUGCAUGACUCGGGUGAAAUUUGAGAUACAAUUUUAGAAAAAUAUAUUUUAUAGCCUAAAAAUACAAACUGUUGCCCCUGUUCUUGUGCUUCCUCAUAAUUCUGAACUAAACUUCCUCUCCCUUGUUUCCCAAUUUUGUCACUCCUAGAAGGACAGAUAUAAAAUGUAAUACUGACUACUUUCUGCUGAUUUGAACGUUGUGGAGAGUUAGUAAGAAUUUGUCAUCUGUGGCACUUUUCCUUGCUGAAUGUUUCAAUAGAAGUAAAUUUAAUCCCCAAA
Molecule: messenger RNA, 6853 nt
Organism: Sphaerodactylus townsendi
Lineage: Eukaryota; Metazoa; Chordata; Lepidosauria; Squamata; Sphaerodactylidae
Gene: SKIC3
Product: tetratricopeptide repeat domain 37
Exons: 41
Coding region: 83-4786 (1567 amino acids)
Cellular component (GO): Ski complex
Molecular function (GO): protein binding
Source: RefSeq, a predicted model, not a curated record